CCGGUCCUGAUGCACAUUCUCUUAGAAGCCGAGGCGAUACGCCAUCAGGACCCGCAGCUUUCCCUGGACGCAGCCUACGUAGUUCAGCAUAAACCUCAUCUAUGGAAAAGCUAUGUGGGGUCACAGCAGUACGUCUGGAACAGCUGCCGGGUGGAGCAGUGCAGGUGGUCACAGCAGAGGGGGUGGUACAACUGCCGGAUGGAGUAGAGCAAGUGGUCCCCACAGAGGAGGUGGUACAGCUGCCGGGUGGAGCAGAGCAGGUGGUCACAGCAGAGGAGGUGGUACAGCUGCCGGGUGGAGCAGAGCAGGUGGUCACAGCAGAGGAGGUGGUACAGCUGCCGGAUGGAGCAGAGCAGGUGGUCACAGCAGAGGAGGUGGUACAGCUGCCGGGUGGAGUAGAGCAGGUGGUCCCAGCAGAGGAGGUGGUACAGCUGCCGGGUGGAGCAGAGCAGGUGGUCACAGCAGAGGAGGUGGUACAGCUGCCGGGUGGAGCAGAGCAGGUGAUCCCAGCAGAGGAGGUGGUACAGCUGCCGGGUGGAGCAGAGCAGGUGGUCCCAGCAGAGGGGGUGGUACAGCUGCCGGAUGGAGCAGAGCAGGUGGUCCCAGCAGAGGAGGUGGUACAGCUGCCGGGUGGAGCAGAGCAGGUGGUCCCAGCAGAGGAGGCGGUACAGCUGCCGGGUGGAGCAGAGCAGGUGGUCCCAGCAGAGGAGGUGGUACACUUGCCGGGUGGAGCAGAGCAGGUAGUCCCAGCAGAGGAGAUGGUACAGCUGCCGAGUGGAGCAGAGCAGGUGGUCCCAGCAGAGGAGGUGGUACAGCUGCUGGGUGGAGCAGAGCAGGUGGUCCCAGCAGAGGAGGUGGUACAGCUGCCGGGUGGAGCAGAGCAGGUGGUCACAGCAGAGGAGGUGGUACAGCUGCCGGGUGGAGCAGCGCAGGUGGUCACAGCAGAGCAGGUGGUCCCAGCAGAGGAGGUGGUACAGCUGCCGGGUGGAGCAGAGCAGGUGGUCCCAGCAGAGGAGGUGGUACAGCUGCUGGGUGGAGCAGAGCAGGUGGUCCCAGCAGAGGAGGUGGUACAGCUGCCGGGUGGAGCAGAGCAGGUGGUCCCAGCAGAGGGGGUGGUACAGCUGCCGGAUGGAGCAGAGCAGGUGGUCCCAGCAGAGGAGGUGGUACAGCUGCCGGGUGGAGCAGAGCAGGUGGUCCCAGCAGAGGAGAUGGUACAGCUGCCGAGUGGAGCAGAGCAGGUGGUCCCAGCAGAGGAGGUGGUACAGCUGCUGGGUGGAGCAGAGCAGGUGGUCCCAGCAGAGGAGGUGGUACAGCUGCCGGGUGGAGCAGAGCAGGUGGUCACAGCAGAGGAGGUGGUACAGCUGCCGGGUGGAGCAGCGCAGGUGGUCACAGCAGAGCAGGUGGUCCCAGCAGAGGAGGUGGUACAGCUGCCGGGUGGAGCAGAGCAGGUGGUCCCAGCAGAGGAGGUGGUACAGCUGCUGGGUGGAGCAGAGCAGGUGGUCCCAGCAGAGGAGGUGGUACAGCUGCCGGGUGGAGCAGAGCAGGUGGUCACAGCAGAGGAGGUGCUUGCGCUUACCCACAUGUAA
Messenger RNA from Astyanax mexicanus (Mexican tetra), 1586 nucleotides. RefSeq lists its product as uncharacterized. Lineage: Eukaryota; Metazoa; Chordata; Actinopteri; Characiformes; Acestrorhamphidae. The coding region runs from base 102 to 1586 and encodes 494 amino acids. The transcript is spliced from 4 exons. The record is from RefSeq and is a predicted model, not a curated record.